Molecule: messenger RNA, 950 nt
Organism: Physeter macrocephalus (sperm whale)
Lineage: Eukaryota; Metazoa; Chordata; Mammalia; Artiodactyla; Physeteridae
Exons: 3
Source: RefSeq, a predicted model, not a curated record
UCCUUCGCGUAUUCUUCUUUUUCCGUAGGUAGACGACGGGUUUUGCAUCUCGUCGCGUCCUUAGGUGCGUGCUUGUUUUCCUUCCGGUCCUUCCUCUCUUCUGCCGAUACACCCGGACUUCACGCAACGUAAGCUUUCGUGAUUGGGCUUUAUUUAUUACUGUGCCGCCGUACCAAGGAGGCCCGCGGAUUACCAUCGGAGAUCUGUGCCGCAUGAAUAAGUUGCGAAAGAUUCUCUCGAACCUUUUCAGUUUCCGUGGACGCAAAAAAACGGCAGCAGGAGCAGGAAGAGGAAGAGAAGCAGCAACAACAGGACGAGGACCUGCACCAACAGCUGCAGAGUCUCACGCUGCUAACAGGUGUAGCAGUCACGAGGGGCGCAGCACCAGCAGGUGCACAAGGGACAACAGCAGCAGCGUGGAGCGCUGGGGUGGGAUGGAAGAAGAGACGUUUAAUAAAUGGUUAGCAAAUUUGACAGGUGAAGAUAACGUUCACGCAUUUGAAUAUGGGGUCACAGGUACAAUGAUGCAUAGGCCGGAUCCGCGUUCAGAAAGGCGAGAGAUGAAAUGUACUGCUGGUGCAGCUGGUGCUGGCAAUGUAGAGGGUACUGUUGCGGGUGCUGCUGGUGCCCUUCUUGCGGCUGCUGCUGCAGCAGCAGUAGAAGAGGAAGAAGACUUCGUCGAUUUGAAUGAAGACCCGGACGUUCGGAACGCCUUCUUGGAACUGGUGCAGCAGUGCAACUGUGAAUGCCCUGCAGAAGACAAAUAUGCAACACUGGUGCGCAAACUUCAGACGCUCCCUUGGGUUCGCGAACUCUUGACCGCAAUCGAGGUGGCGGAGAACAGGCAACUCGCACCGCCAAGGACGGUUUUCGUAGAAGGCUCUGACGCGCUACUGCCGCCCUUCGAUGUGUCGGCGGCUUUCAAAUAUCUGCUAGAGACUAUUGAAAAC